AUGUCGGAGGCAGCAGAUUCAACUGCGCAGAUGGAUCACAUGCUGGAUUCAAUGACCCAGAAGCAACCUGAAAAUGAGUCUCAGUUCCAGAAGCUCGGGGAGGUUGUUGAAAAUGAUGACGACAAUGGUGUGGUUGAAAUCGAAAGUCUUUGUAUGAACUGUCAUGACAACGGAACCACUCGACUCCUACUCCUCCGCGUUCCGUACUUCCGUGACAUCAUCCUCGAGUCCUUCGAGUGCCCGCAUUGCUAUUUCAAGGAUAACUCUGUGAAGUCGGCGUCUCAAAUUCAAGUGCUCGGUUCCAAGUACACUCUGGUGGUAGAAAAUGAAGAAGAUCUUCAGCGACAAGUCAUCAAGAGUGAUAUCGCUAUCUUCAAGCUAGAGACUUUGGAGAUUGAGAUGCCCAAAGGAGAGUCUCAGCUGACCAAUGUUGAAGGCGUGCUUCAGAAGAUUCACUCUACACUCGAGAGCGAGCAGGAAUUGAGAAAGGACCAAGCCCCAGAACUAUAUAAAGCCUUAGAACCCAUCAUCGAGAAACUCGCCAAGAUGUUGAAUAGGGAAGCUUUCCCCUUUACGAUCUCUCUCGACGAUCCUACCGGUAAUUCAUGGAUUGCGCCCACCGCACACGAUUCAGGCAACAAAUACAAGCGUCGCGACUACCCCCGAACCCAUGAACAAAAUGAGGAAUUGGGUAUCGCAGCAGACCCAGACGCGCAGAAUGCCGAGGCCAACAUGGUGCAGACUGCUGGCGAUCCUGAAGAUCUCGACAUUAUCGAUGGACAAGUCUACACUCUGCCUGCAGAAUGUCCUGGAUGCGCCAAACAAUGUGUCGUGAACAUGCAAAAAGUCAGCAUUCCUUACUUCAAGGAAGUCUUCGUAUGGAGCACUGUCUGCGAUCAUUGUGGAUACAGAACAAACGAAGUCAAGACUGGUGGUUCCAUACCGGACAAGGGCAAACGCAUCACUCUGACAGUGGAAUCCAUUGAGGACUUGUCUCGUGAUAUCUUGAAGUCGGACACUUGUGCGUUGUACAGCCACGAGCUUGAGAUGUCCGUACAGCCUGGGACACUCGGUGGUCGAUUCACCACUGUCGAGGGUCUUUUGACUGAGGUUCGCGAUCAAUUGCACGGACAAAUCUUUGAUGUUGGAGACUCCGGCGCUGGAGACUCGUUGUCAUCUGGCGACAAACAAACCUGGACUCGUUUCUUCGACCGACUCGACUCUGCUAUCAAGGGCGAGUUGAAAUUCAUCAUUACAUUGGAGGACCCUCUCGCCAAUAGUUACGUGCAGAACUUGCACUUGCCCGACCCUGAUCCUCAACUAUCCGAGGAGGAGUAUACCCGUACUGAGGAGGAAGAGGACGAACUUGGUUUGAAGGACAUGAAGACCGAGGGAUACGAAAACGAUGCCGAGCAUGAAAAGGAGGGCGAGGUCGAAGAAUCCAAGGUAUAA
This is a messenger RNA of Talaromyces amestolkiae, 1452 nucleotides long. RefSeq lists its product as uncharacterized. NCBI's taxonomy places the organism in Eukaryota, Fungi, Ascomycota, Eurotiomycetes, Eurotiales, Trichocomaceae. The transcript has 2 exons. The coding region runs from base 1 to 1452 and encodes 483 amino acids. Gene Ontology annotation, molecular function: zinc ion binding. The record is from RefSeq and is a predicted model, not a curated record. Gene Ontology annotation, cellular component: nucleus; cytoplasm.